Messenger RNA from Malaya genurostris, 6377 nucleotides. RefSeq names its product sodium leak channel NALCN (gene na). Bases 400 to 5736 code for a protein of 1778 amino acids. Lineage: Eukaryota; Metazoa; Arthropoda; Insecta; Diptera; Culicidae. Gene Ontology annotation, biological process: monoatomic ion transport; transmembrane transport. The transcript is spliced from 14 exons. The record is from RefSeq and is a predicted model, not a curated record. Gene Ontology annotation, molecular function: monoatomic cation channel activity. Gene Ontology annotation, cellular component: membrane.
GAAAAGUACUUAUUUAAUUCUGGAAUUGUAACUACAAGUACUGGAUAAUUUUUGAACGAAAAUGAGUGAAAAAUAGGGUUUUUCGUCUUAAACAAGUGAUAUGUUUUACCUCCAUUAACAAAUGCACCACACAUAAAAUAGUAUUAAUGCAAACUAUAUUGGAUGCAGUGUUAAUAUACAAUAAAUAUGAAUUGCUUUAAAAAAGCUAGAAUCUCCAAUAAAUCGGAAUGAAGUUAUUAGUUUACCCGAUAACAUUAAAGUGUGAAAAACCCCAUAAAAUGUAACUCAGACGGAAAUGAAUUUAUCAUAAACGUGCAUUAUCACAAUAUACCAUUUAGGGUGUGGGUACUGGAAUCUGCAUUGGUCCCAGUAAAUCCGCCAUAUUGGGAAAAGUGAAAAAUGCUGGGUAGAAAGCAAAGCAUUAAGGGCGAACCAAUAUUGGCAGAUUACGGCCCAGAAGAAUCGCUCAAUGAAAGUGCCGACAUUGAAUGGGUUAACAAGCUAUGGGUUCGGCGAUUAAUGCGUUUAUGUGCCUUAAUAUCGCUUACAUCGAUAUCCCUGAAUACCCCGAAGACAUUCGAACGGUACCCGUUCCUACAAUACUUCACACUAUGCAGCGACAUCGUUGUCACACUAUUGUUUACGUCAGAAAUGAUAGCCAAAAUUCACAUACGCGGCCUUUUAAGAGGAGAGGCACCUUAUCUGAAGGAUCACUGGUGUCAAUUCGACGCCUCCAUGGUAUUUUUUCUGUGGGUAUCUGUGGUACUGCACGUGUUCGAAAUGCUCGGGAUUGUGCCAAAGUUUCAUUACUUCAGUAUUCUCCGAGCGCCACGACCGUUGAUAAUGAUUCGGUUUUUACGAGUUUUCCUGAAGUUUUCCAUGCCAAAAAGCCGUAUCAAUCAGAUCUUCAAGCGGUCCAGCCAGCAAAUAUACAACGUCACACUGUUCUUCCUGUUUUUUAUGUCACUUUACGGUUUACUAGGCGUGCAGUUUUUUGGUGAACUGAAGAAUCAUUGUGUGUUGAACUCUACGGAACCUGAAGGGCUCACCAUAAACUCUUUAGCCAUUCCGGACACCUUCUGCUCCAUGGAUCCAGACUCAGGUUAUCAAUGUCCGACCGGAAUGAAGUGCAUGAAAAUGGAUUUUCUUUCAAACUACGUUCAAGGCUUCAAUGGGUUUGAGGAUAUAGCGACCAGCAUCUUCACGGUGUACCAAGCAGCUUCCCAGGAAGGAUGGGUUUUCAUAAUGUACCGAGCUAUUGAUAGUCUUCCGGCUUGGCGCGCAGCUUUCUACUUCAGUACCAUGAUUUUCUUCCUCGCUUGGUUGGUGAAGAACGUCUUCAUCGCCGUCAUUACGGAAACAUUCAAUGAAAUCAGAGUUCAAUUCCAGCAGAUGUGGGGUGUGCGUGGUCAAAUUCAGAACAGCACCGCUUCACAGAUCAUAACAGGAGAUGACACUGGGUGGAAGUUGAUAACUAUUGACGAGAACAAACACGGUGGUUUGGCGAAUGAAACAUGCCACUCGAUUCUCAAAUCGCCGUACUUUAGACUGCUCGUAAUGUCCACGAUUCUUGCGAAUGGAAUAGUAACAGCAACAAUGCAUUUUAAACAUGAUGGAAGGCCAAGACAAGUGUUCUACGAAAAAUAUUACUACAUUGAAAUGGCGUUCACUUUCUUAUUGGAUCUCGAAACGUUAUUCAAAAUCUAUUGUCUGGGCUGGAGAGGCUACUUCAAACAUUCAAUUCACAAAUUUGAACUUUUGUUAGCUAUUGGAACAAGCCUUCAUAUCAUUCCUGGAUUAUAUCUAUCAGGAUUUACCUACUUUCAAGUGUUGAGGGUGGUACGCUUGAUAAAGGCUUCGCCUAUGCUGGAAGGUUUUGUGUACAAAAUCUUUGGUCCGGGUAAAAAACUCGGAUCUUUGAUAAUAUUCACCAUGUGUUUACUUAUUAUAAGUUCGAGCAUUUCAAUGCAGCUGUUUUGCUUCUUGUGUGAUUAUACAAAGUUCGAGAGCUUCCCCGAUGCGUUCAUGUCUAUGUUCCAGAUUCUCACACAGGAAGCGUGGGUUGAAGUCAUGGAUGAAACGAUGAUUCGGACUAGUAAAACGUUAACCCCAUUAGUGGCAGUUUACUUUAUAUUGUAUCAUCUGUUCGUUACUUUGAUCGUGUUAAGUUUGUUCGUCGCAGUCAUUCUGGACAACUUGGAACUGGACGAGGAUAUCAAAAAGUUGAAGCAAUUAAAAUUUCGUGAGCAAAGCGCAGAAAUCAAAGAAACGCUGCCUUUUCGUUUACGAAUCUUCGAAAAAUUUCCCGAUUCCCCACAAAUGACUAUUCUCCACAAAAUACCGAACGACUUUACAUUGCCAAAGGUUCGUGAGUCGUUCAUGAAGCAAUUUGUUAUAGAAAUGGAGCCCGAGGAUCCGUCAUAUAACGAAGGAUACAAACGACCGAUGUCCGAGUGCUGGGAAUCAAAGGUUGUCUAUCGCAAACAGAAACCUGUCAAUGUAAUGAAUAAAACUGCCAAAGUACGAACCGUAGGAAACAGUUUACGCAAAAUGGCAAUAACUCACAUCAUCAAUGAUUCAAAUAAUCAACGCCUAAUGCUUGGAGACUCUGCAAUGAUUCCAGUUGCCGGAGGAAAGGGUGGUCUGAAACCCCAAGGAACAAUAACUCAAACAAAGCCUUGGCGAAUGGACCAGAAAAAGUUCGGAUCUAGAUCGAUUCGCCGGAGUGUUCGUAGCGGGUCGAUUAAACUAAAGCAAACUUACGAGCAUCUGAUGGAAAAUGGAGAUAUUGGAGCUGCUAGCCGUGUGACCUCAUCACGAGCGAGACCACAUGAUUUGGAUAUUAAAAUACUCCAAGCCAAACGGCAGCAAGCGGAGAUGAGAAGAAAUCAACGCGAAGAAGAUCUACGGGAGAAUCAUCCUUUUUUCGACACACCUCUGUUUGCUGUACCGCGAGAAAGCAAAUUUAGGAAAAUCUGUCAAAGACUCGUUCACGGUCGGUAUGAUGCUAGGCUGAAAGAUCCUUUGACUGGCAAGGAGCGAAAAGUUCAAUAUAAAAGUAUGCAUAACUUCCUUGGACUGGUCACCUACCUAGACUGGGUAAUGAUCUUUGUCACGACAUUAUCCUGCAUAUCGAUGAUGUUCGAAACUCCACAGCAUCGGGUCAUGGAACACAUUACGUUACAAAUAGCAGAGUACACUUUUGUCAUAUUCAUGAGUUUGGAACUAGCACUCAAGAUCCUUGCCGACGGACUUUUUUUUACACCAAAAGCUUACAUCAAGGAUGUCGCUUCUGUACUAGAUGUUUUCAUCUACGUGGUAUCACUAACGUUUUUAAUUUGGAUGCCUCGUCAAGUACCAAGCAACUCUUCGGCUCAACUGCUAAUGAUCCUGCGAUGCUUGAGACCUUUGCGAAUUUUUACAUUGGUACCACAUAUGCGUAAGGUAGUUUACGAACUUUGCCGAGGCUUUAAGGAAAUACUGUUGGUAUCGACACUGUUGAUUCUGCUCAUGUUCAUCUUUGCUAGCUACGGAGUUCAGUUGUACGGAGGUCGUUUGGCGCGUUGCAACGAUCCAACCAUACUCAAGCGAGAAGAUUGUGUUGGUGUGUUCAUGAGACGAGUAUUCGUAACAAAAAUGAAACUCACCCCAGGUGCCAAUGAGUCAUAUCCAUCGAUGCUAGUGCCAAGAGUAUGGGCGAACCCACGACGGUUCAAUUUUGAUAACAUUGGAGAUGCAAUGCUGGCACUGUUCGAGGUGUUGUCAUAUAAAGGUUGGAUCGAUGUCCGAGAUGUGUUGAUCAAAGCUCUUGGACCAGUUCAUGCAAUCUAUAUUCACGUGUACAUUUUCCUCGGAUGUAUGAUUGGAUUAACACUAUUUGUCGGUGUCGUAAUUGCUAACUACUCCGAAAACAAAGGAACUGCAUUGCUAACCGUAGAUCAACGAAGAUGGUGCGAUCUGAAGAAACGACUAAAGAUUGCUCAACCGCUACAUUUGCCACCACGCCCUGAUGGACGCAAGUUUAGAGCAUUCGUCUAUGAUAUUACGCAGCAUAUUGCCUUUAAACGAUGCAUCGCUGUCGUUGUAUUGGUCAACAGCAUGUUACUUUCAAUAACGUGGACAAAAGAUGAAACGCAUACUGAGAGACUAGUCAUUGUUAGCACAUUUCUUACCUUCGUUUUUGUAGUUGAAGUAGUUAUGAAGAACAUCGCAUUUACUCCCCGAGGAUAUUGGCAGUCGCGACGGAACAGAUACGACCUUUUAGUAACGGUAGCAGGAGUCGUGUGGAUAUUUCUUCAAACGACACUGAGAAGCGAUUUAUCAUAUUUCAUUGGUUUUAUGGUUGUCAUAUUGAGAUUUUUCACAAUAACUGGCAAGCAUACGACCUUGAAAAUGUUGAUGCUUACAGUCGGCGUCUCAGUGUGUAAAUCGUUUUUCAUCAUAUUCGGAAUGUUUCUACUGGUGUUUUUCUACGCAUUAGCAGGAACAAUUCUGUUCGGUACAGUGAAGUAUGGCGAAGGUAUCGGACGUCGAGCAAACUUUGGUACGCCGGUCACCGGAGUAGCCAUGCUGUUUCGUAUAGUGACUGGCGAGGAUUGGAACAAAAUUAUGCACGACUGUAUGGUUCAACCACCCUAUUGUACGCUUGCUGCCAACUAUUGGGAAACGGAUUGUGGAAAUUUCACGGCCAGUUUAAUCUACUUCUGUACAUUUUACGUUAUCAUCACAUACAUUGUGCUAAACCUGCUUGUCGCUAUUAUUAUGGAGAAUUUCUCAUUAUUUUAUUCAAAUGAAGAGGAUGCUCUUUUGUCCUAUGCUGAUAUCAGAAAUUUCCAAAAUACUUGGAACAUAGUGGACAUUCAUCAACGUGGAGUAAUACCUGUUCGCAGAGUCAAGUUCAUACUUCGAUUACUGAAAGGCCGAUUAGAAUGCGAUCCACAAAAAGAUCGAUUACUGUUUAAAUACAUGUGCUAUGAACUAGAUAAGCUACACAACGGCGAAGAUGUAACCUUCCACGAUGUAAUCAACAUGUUAUCCUAUCGAUCUGUUGAUAUAAGAAAGGCACUUCAGUUGGAAGAACUGUUGGCGCGCGAGGAAUUCGAAUACAUCAUUGAGGAAGAAGUAGCCAAACAAACAAUUCGAACAUGGCUUGAGGGUUGUCUGAAAAAAAUCCGAGCCAAUAAUAUUACGAAACAGCAAAAUUCACUUAUCGCUGGCCUACGGGCGACCAAUGAUAGUCUUCUGAAGCAACAACAGCAACAGCAGCAGCAACAGAAUCAACAAGACCAGGUCGAAGAGCAGAAUCUGCAGAAGGAAACAAACCUUGAAACAGAGUCUGCCGAGCAGGCAGCAAAGGAAAUUGAGAAUAACGCAAAAAAUCGGAAAAAGAGUCAAAAUAUUUUGAAUCGGUCCGAUUCGACUGGUAGCAGCAGUGGUCGGAAGUUUUUGGCGCCAACACUAUCAGAUCCGCAGGCCAAAAACGAGAAGGAUCGAUAUAUAACUAAGAAAAAAUCUCAACGCCAAGCAGGCACCAACAGCAAAACGAUUACGCAGAUAAACGAAAUGAACCAUGGUCAUACUUUGCAUCAGCACUAUCAUCACUUUUCGCAUAGUAGUGAAACACAGCAGAGCAGUAGUGGAAAAGUAGGUCAUCCUCAUAUUAAUAUGGUUUAUGAAGUACAUGACUGGUGGCAGGAACAAGUUAUUUGUACACAUAGCGAUGAUGAAGAAACUUAAGCUGUUAUUAGUAUUAUAGGAUCUUAGGAGUAAUGUUCUGAGGAAUAUAUUUUGUUGAAGAUAUUCCCAGUGAAUAGUUCAAUAGGUGUUUCAAAAUCGUUCAAAUUUGGUGGACAUUACAUUCUAAUGAAUCGUUCAUCACGGGUUCUGGAUCAAGUUUGUACGAUUUAAAAGCACUGUAUUGUCAAACAAUUUUGACUAUAUUCCAGUGGACUUCAAUUUCAAUGACUCCCGAUAGUAGUCUCGCGGUGUGGCUAAAUUGAGACGCCACUGCAUGAUGAAAUUGCUCUCAUUCAUUCUUUGAGUGGUUUGUGAAAUCGCCGCACGAAUCAUGAACCACGUGUUCAUACUUAGAGAAAAAAAUUCAAUGUAUACUUUCAUAAUAGCUUUCAAAUUAUUCCGUGAGAUCAUUUAACAUAUGAUGUUAUGUUUCAGGUUAAAUUUUUGAAACCAGAACAAUGUACUGAAUACAGUUUUCGUUCUUAUUUGUAUCAAUUAGGACUGAUUAUUUAUAUUUUAUGCACUAAUUAGUGUCAGAACUCCAAUGGUGAGUUUUUAACAUUGUAGCGCUAACAUAACAAAGGCACAAGAUACACCCAUGAUAAUGUUGAUGGUAGUAAUAAAUAAUAUGCAGUGACAAA